Molecule: messenger RNA, 406 nt
Organism: Funneliformis geosporum
Lineage: Eukaryota; Fungi; Glomeromycota; Glomeromycetes; Glomerales; Glomeraceae
Source: the annotation of a GenBank genome assembly
AAAACUUACGGAGGUUUCGGAUGUGACCGUUGUUACCCUACUGGUAUACCUUGUGAUAAAAAUCGUAAAUGUGGUGCUCAGGUUACAGAUGCCAAUUUGUUACCAAAUUCAAUACUCAAUAUUACAGUUAGUAGUCCUUCUGCCCCAACAGGAUUCGGUCACUUUACUAUUAGUACUGAUUACAAACAAAGUUAUAGAUUUUUUACAGAUCCCAGGUUUGUUAAUGGAGCGGAUUGUGAUUUGACUGGAUUGUACAAUACAUACACAUCGCUCUGGGCAUAUGAUUUCCCAACACCUCCAGGUGGGACUUGGUUUGAUAUUUGGAUUUCAGUAUAUUGGGAUUGUCGAGAUACAGGUAGAUUUUCUUGCAGUAAUCCUUGUAUGUCUGAAGAUAUACACCAUCGAG